Messenger RNA from Sapajus apella (tufted capuchin), 5554 nucleotides. It is a transcript of the gene BTBD10, whose product is annotated as BTB domain containing 10. NCBI's taxonomy places the organism in Eukaryota, Metazoa, Chordata, Mammalia, Primates, Cebidae. Gene Ontology annotation, cellular component: cytoplasm. Gene Ontology annotation, molecular function: protein binding. The coding region runs from base 3244 to 4725 and encodes 493 amino acids. Gene Ontology annotation, biological process: positive regulation of phosphorylation. The record is from RefSeq and is a predicted model, not a curated record. The transcript has 10 exons.
CUUUUGGGUUGCGAGUCCGGAGGCCUUUCCCUGCGGAUGAAGGCGAUACCCUCAUCCCUUCUUUCCAGGGCGGAGGAACCCCGUGCCCCGCCCCUUCCCUGUCAUCUCCGACGGACGCAGAGACUUCCUGAGGAGGGCGCAUCACAAUAGGGGAUAAGGUGGUGGGAAGCCUCCCUCUGGGUGAGGAGUAAGACCCCACUAAUGUGCUGCGUGGUUUUAUGCUGUAACCGUUUUUUACGUAUGAAAGCUUUGUUUUCCCAAAACUUGCACGGAAAAGGUUCUGAUGUCUUUCUUCUUAAGAUGCAGGUGCCCUGACACCCUUAUCUUUGGGAAUGGGGUGGGGGAAGGUGAGACAUCGUUUAGUAAUUUGUUAGUGUGGGCUACUGUGACUGUCCCUGGGCCUCACAGAUUUCUUGCUUCUCCUUUCUCAGUAUUCUGAGUCCAUGAUGAAAAGUCACUUGUCCAGACGUGCUGAAAGAUACAGCUUCACUUGCUUGUGGCUUUGUGCACUUAGCAAACAAGAUUAUUUUAUGAAGAUGUAUUAUAUUUCAGAAUUUUCAUGCUUUUUAUUUAAAUUAGCAAUCUAAAUGCAACAGCACACGAUAUUGAUUGUAUUCGGACAACUGAGUUCCUUCCGACCUCUCUCCUCCCAAUCCCCAACUACACGAAUUUGACCAAAAUCUUUUAGAGAGGGGUUAGGAAUACAUUUUCAAUGAAAGAGACUGUAGAAAUCGGAAUAAGAGAUAUAAUAAUGCAGCCAUAAGGGCCAAAAGAGUUGAAGGGCUAAAAGAUUGAAGUUCAGGCCUGAAAUCCAGACUCAGUUGUCAUUUGAAUAUAAAGCUGAAAGCAGUAAAAUACUUGGGAUGGGAUUUGAAAGUGGACUAAGACUGUUAAAAAAAAAAAGUGAGAAGAAUUAUUUCUGAUAAGAUAAAUGUGUUUUAUAAAUUUUCCGAAGAUUUCUCAGCGUGUAUGACCUAACUGCUAUUAGGUCAAUACGUGCAAAAUAGGAGGGGAGGUUCUGAAGCAUGGAAUGUGGUAAGGAACCACCAGAGUAACAGUGUUCAAUCAGGAAAGCUUUUAGUGUUUCAAUAAUGUUUUUGUGUUCUUUCACCUUUUUUCUUACUCUCAAAAAAGCUUUCAAAUGGACUUUUAUCCCUCUAAUUAUGUUACUCUUCCCACCAGUCUGAAUUUUCUUCUUUCUAAGCUGUGUGAAUUUUAAAAAUUAUUAACUAUUGAUUUGCAAACCACUGUGGUCUUCUUUUGGCUUUUUAUAAUAAGUGACUUAGGGAAUUAUGGAGGUGAUAUGGAAAAUAUUAUGCACCUUUCAAAGCCAUAGCAUGAGCAACAAACUCACAUGCCUUCGGGUACUAGUCAGAAAAUUAAAGGGAGGGAGCUGCACUAUGCCUUGUCAGAGAGACAUCCAAUUCUCAGGUCUACCUAAUCAGUGCCAUAUAUAAGUAUGGACCCCAUCUUCAGCAUUCUCAAGAGAACCCAGAAAUCUAGAUUUUUGCAUGCAGUGUCUUGCUUUUUAAUAAUAUUGACAACUGUUGUCAUUGGGCACAUCCUGUUAAAAGAAAAAAGAAGAAAAAAUAUUGACAAUUAAAACCAUUAAAAAUACUUUGCAGCUGAAUCAAACCCAAACCUGUCUGUAGUUGUUUUCGGCUCUCCAGUUUAGAAGCUCUGCUAUAGAUCAGAAUUCAUAAAUUUUAUGUCUGGAAAAAAAGGUUUAAAGCAAGUUUGAAGUUUCAGACUUAAGGGGUCUUGGGAAAAAUGUCACAUCUAGUUGAAAACAGUAGUUAAGUUUAAUGGCUGUUAAGUAUAGUAGGGCAAAUUGAACUAGUAUUUACUAUAAUGUUUUAACUGUGGAAAUAACUGAAGAAAAAAAGUCUCAAUAUUUAUGGUUUAAUAACUCAGUUCUGAGCAAAGCUGAUUUAUAGGUAUCUUGUACAGAAAUUGGAUUAUUUAGAAGCUCUUUAUUGCACUUGCAGCUAAUAUGUAAAAUUAAAUACAAGAGACCCUCUACAGUCCAUCUCAGGAUUUGAAUGUUUAUUGUUUGCUGUGCUAUUCCACAUUGUCUUCCUAGGCAUUGACUUUUACCAGAAUUAAAAUUACUGGAUUUUAUUCCAUGCCAGAUGGAGGUUGGAAGCGUUUGGCAACAGGAUGGAAAGAAAUAGGUGGAGAAAGUGUGAUGUGAAGCAAAUGCUCUUGUGCCCCUUCCUUACAUUGUUCAUUAAAAGAUUGAUUUGUGUUAGUUUUUCUUGUAAGAAGAAUAGGUACAUUAAUUGAUUAAACUUAGUGCCCUAUACAUAGUACAGUUCAAUAACAUGAGUGGAAUUGACCUUUGCGGAUUAAGCCUCAUUUACCCAUUAAUGUGAAGUAAUUUAAUCACAUAAUCUGAUUCAUACCUAGUUGGGUUAUGGGGAAUGGGAGUGCUAGAGGUCAAACCUAAGUAAGAGGUGGUUUUUAGGCAUAUAGAGGGCAAGUUGAGGGUCCUCACUGGGGAUAAGGGUGAGAAGGAGGUUAGGUUAAGUAAGGGAGAGAAUUUUGAAAAGGAAGAUGCAUUGAUUAAAACCCACUUGUAUAUUGUGCAGUUUUACAAAGAGGUCCACCUUUUAUAGCUGAAUGUAUCAUAACUUGUUCAGAGACUACAUAGAAUACUGGUUUUUAAUCAGGACUGCUUUGGGAAUUUGCAGACUUGAUUUUCUUCAUUUUAGCUCAGUCAUCUCAGGUCAAGCUAGGCUAAUAACUCUCCAUCCAAUCCCUGCUUCUCUCUGACAUAGGAAAUGAAAGAAGAGGAGAUAGUAUUAUGUUUGUGAGGUGCUCCUGUUGAAGAGUUUUACAAUUAUUUCUGAAGAAUUUGUUUUAUAUUUGAGAAGAUUGUGCUUGUUGAAGGGGGAACCAUUGUUUUCGUCUCUAGGUGUUUCUGCCAUGACUCAUAAAGUACGAAGUUCUUUUUUGGAAAUAGCUUUCCCCCUUCUUCCCAUCCCGAGUUGCAGUCCCAAAGGAGGAUUAGGGGAGGCUAGGGGAAGGGAUUGAGUAUACUUUUGUUCAGUGCCUUAUGAUUCAGUUUUUGAGACUCCCAAUUCUUAGGAUGUACAUUGUCUAUUCAUUUGUAUGGUAGGCUUGUCUGAGCAGGCUGGACUACUGUGAGGGAGAAGGAAAUGGCACAUCUACAGUUCUAACUGGGUUAUGGGUGCCACAUGUGUGCUUUCAGAGCAGUAGUGUGAGGAAGUUUGGAGUGGGAUGGCAGGACGGCCUCAUCCCUAUGAUGGUAACUCCAGUGAUCCAGAGAAUUGGGAUCGGAAAUUGCAUAGUAGACCUCGUAAACUUUAUAAACAUUCAAGGUCUUUAUUUAGACAUUUCUCCCUCAGAGGGUUCUACCUUGACCAUUCAAAAUGUACUUCCUCGCGUGUUGCUAAAGGAGCAGUUGAUCACACCAAAAUGAGUCUACAUGGUGCUAGUGGAGGACAUGAAAGAUCAAGAGAUAGACGAAGGUCAAGUGACAGAUCACGAGAUUCAUCUCAUGAAAGAACAGAGUCUCAACUCACUCCUUGUAUUAGAAAUGUGACUUCUCCAACACGGCAGCACCAUGUUGAACGAGAAAAAGAUCACAGCUCCUCUCGUCCAAGCAGUCCACGUCCUCAAAAAGCAUCCCCAAAUGGUUCCAUUAGCAGUACUGGGAACAGCAGCAGAAAUAGUAGUCAGUCAAGUUCAGACGGUAGUUGUAAGACAUCUGGGGAGAUGGUGUUUGUAUAUGAAAAUGCAAAAGAAGGAGCUCGGAAUAUAAGAACGUCAGAACGAGUGACGCUAAUAGUGGAUAACACUAGAUUUGUUGUAGACCCAUCUAUUUUUACUGCACAGCCAAAUACAAUGUUGGGCAGGAUGUUUGGAUCUGGCCGAGAACAUAACUUUACACGACCCAAUGAGAAAGGAGAGUAUGAGGUGGCAGAGGGAAUUGGUUCUACUGUGUUUAGAGCUAUUCUGGAUUACUAUAAAACAGGAAUAAUCCGUUGUCCUGAUGGCAUAUCUAUUCCUGAACUGAGAGAAGCAUGUGACUAUCUUUGUAUCUCUUUUGAAUAUAGUACUAUUAAAUGUAGAGAUCUCAGUGCCCUAAUGCAUGAGUUAUCAAAUGAUGGUGCUCGUAGACAAUUUGAAUUUUAUCUGGAAGAAAUGAUCCUCCCUCUCAUGGUAGCUAGUGCCCAGAGCGGGGAACGGGAAUGUCAUAUAGUGGUGCUUACAGAUGAUGAUGUGGUUGAUUGGGAUGAAGAAUAUCCACCACAGAUGGGAGAAGAAUAUUCACAAAUUAUUUAUAGCACAAAAUUAUAUAGAUUUUUCAAGUACAUUGAAAACAGAGAUGUGGCCAAGUCAGUUUUGAAGGAGAGGGGUCUUAAGAAGAUUAGAUUGGGAAUAGAAGGUUAUCCUACCUACAAAGAAAAAGUAAAGAAAAGACCUGGAGGCCGCCCAGAAGUGAUCUACAACUAUGUCCAAAGACCGUUUAUUCGAAUGUCCUGGGAGAAGGAAGAAGGAAAGAGCCGGCAUGUAGACUUUCAGUGUGUAAAGAGUAAAUCUAUCACCAACCUUGCAGCAGCUGCGGCAGACAUUCCCCAAGACCAGCUGGUAGUCAUGCACCCAACUCCACAAGUGGAUGAGCUGGAUAUUCUCCCUAUCCAUCCCCCUUCUGGCAACAGUGACCUUGAUCCUGAUGCACAGAAUCCAAUGCUGUGAUGCUGAUGUUCCUUGAAACCAUAGCAUGCUACUCUUCACAGUGAUGUUGUACUCUCCUCAUUCUGCACUGCAAGGUCACUCUUCUUCAUUGUGAGAUGCACAUAACAAUGUUUAGGAUAUUGCAGUGUAGGCUUUUUUAAAGACCAAAGGUAGCUGAGUGGUUUUUUUAAAUGAGUACAACUCUAUCAUCUUGAAGUUCCAAUUAUAUAAAUGUAUUUGUUUACCAGUAGGUUUGUGAAAUUGGUUCUUUGUAUGGGGGAUGGUCCUUUUUCACACAUCUAGGUCUUUUGAAAAGUGGUGGAAAUUGGCAGCUGGGGUACUUUCAGUUUGGAUUGAUAUUCAUCACACCCCAGAUAAAAUGCAGAUUAUAUAGUUGCACUUUAUAAAUGGUGGUUAAAUGGAAGUGGUUAAAUGGAAAUGUUCAAGCCAUUUUAUAGUUGUGAUGCACAAUAUAACUUAAGUAAGUGCUUCUGUCAAAGUAUUCCUCCAGUAAAAUUUGUGUAGUCUGCUGCCCUUGGUGAGCAGAAAGUAUUUAUCUUGGGAUUAUCUGAGUGAUCGGGAUGACAUUUAAUGCCCAUAAGUUCAGUUAUCUCCAGUGCCAUUUCACCCUUUAGAGUGAGUCACAUGCAGGGAGUAUGAACGUCAGAGGUGGUUUAUUAUCCAGUCUGCCUUACCCUUAAUCUGUUCACAGAUAUUUAUUUACUAAUGCUUUUUUUCUUAAGAGUUAUGGGAUAGGAAAAUGAAGUGUUUGCUGUUCAUUUACUAAAUGAUUGUAAACUCGAGUUUUUCAUCAAAAUAAAAUUCCAUUGUUUUAAUGUUUCUGACCAGA